Messenger RNA from Anopheles coustani, 652 nucleotides. RefSeq names its product Golgi-associated plant pathogenesis-related protein 1-like. The record is from RefSeq and is a predicted model, not a curated record. The coding region runs from base 88 to 549 and encodes 153 amino acids. Gene Ontology annotation, cellular component: extracellular region. The transcript is spliced from 3 exons. NCBI's taxonomy places the organism in Eukaryota, Metazoa, Arthropoda, Insecta, Diptera, Culicidae.
UCUGAUUAAUUAAAUUUCAACUAACAUCCGUUUACAAAACAUAGGUACGGUUAAAAGUAAUUCACUGUUAGGCCACACUCAUCGUUCAUGCGUGACACACUAAAAAUGAGUUACUCAAUAUUCCAACAACAGGUCCUGGACUUUCAUAAUGUGCUCCGAGCUAAACACUCUGCAGAACCUUUGGUGUUAGACCCUCAAAUAUGUCAAUAUGCCCAGCAAUGGGCGAACACGCUGGCGAGCAAAAAAGUUUUGCAACAUCGUACCAACGGAAAAUACGGAGAAAACCUAUAUGCCCUGUACGGAAAAACAAAUGUCGACGCUUCCCAAGUAGUGAACGCGUGGUACAAUGAAGUGAAAUACUACACUUUUGGUACAUCGCAGCCCCAUAACUUUAGUCAAGUUGGUCACUUCACUGCAUUGGUAUGGAAGAAGUCCCGUAAGCUCGGUGUUGGCAUUGCAGCCAAAGGUACAAACGUAUAUGUCGUGUGUAACUACGAUCCACCGGGUAAUGUUAUGGGGCACUAUCAUCAUAAUGUUACCGGAAAAUGAACUAAAAAGGUAUACCUCAAAACAGGUGUUUAAAGUCUUCUACUUGAACAGUUCAACUCCGAAUUUCCAUUCAUUCAUUAUAUUUUAUUCAUGAUGAAACUAA